ACUUUGUGUAUAUAUACCACAUAUAUAUAUAUAUAUAUAUAUUUCUGUAUACAUUUUCUCCGUAAUCAAGUUCUCAAAGCUAUUAGCUCUUUUAUCUCUCUUUUUAGUUUUCUCAACAAAUAACAAUUGAAAAGAGAUGGGAAAGUCAUCAAGCUCGGAGGAAAGUGAAGUGAAGAAAGGGCCAUGGACUCCAGAGGAAGACGAGAAGCUUGUCAGCUAUAUACAGAUCCACGGUCCCGGAAAAUGGCGAACCCUUCCCAAGAACGCCGGGUUGAAAAGAUGCGGGAAGAGUUGUCGAUUACGGUGGACAAACUAUCUAAGACCCGAUAUCAAGAGAGGAGAGUUCUCUCUUCAAGAAGAAGAGACUAUCAUUCAACUUCAUCGCCUUCUUGGAAACAAAUGGUCAGCCAUUGCUAUUCACUUGCCAGGAAGAACAGAUAACGAAAUCAAAAAUUAUUGGAACACACAUAUAAAAAAGAAACUCUUACGAAUGGGGAUUGAUCCAGUGACCCAUUGUCCCCGAAUCAAUCUUCUUCAGCUCUCUUCGUUUCUCACUUCAUCUCUUUUCAAAUCUAUGUCACAACCGAUGAGUACUCCAUUUGAUCUCACUACUUCAAGUAUAAAUCCCGAAAUGUUGAAUCACCUCACUGUCUCUCUCAACAACGAUGACCAAACCGAAUCAUACCAACAUCAACAACCAAACCAACAGCUUCAGAACGACCAUCAAACCAGUUUCACCGGUUUGCUCAACUCCACACCACCGGUUCAGUGGCAAAACAAUGGAGAAUACUUGGAAAAUUUCCUUAGUUACACCGGUUCAAAUGACCAAUCUAUUAACCAGGUCCCUCUAACCGGAAACUACCCAUCCGCCGCAUUUGUAUCCGAUGAAAUUAACGAUGGCGAGAAUUUUAAGGCCGGGUGGAAUUUCAGUUCAUCGAUGCUACCGGGAACUUCUUCGAGCAGCUCGACGCCGUUGAAUUCAUCUUCCACCGUUUAUAUCAAUGGUGGAAGCGAAGACGAUAGAGAGAGUUACGGUAGCGACAUGUUGAUGUUUCAUCAUCAUCAUGAUCAUAGUAAUAAUGGUUUGAAUCUAUCAUAAUAUGCAACUUCUUCUACUUCCUCUUGUUCUUAUUUAUUUUUUGCUUUUAUUCUUAUGGGGUUUAUUAUUGUGUUACAUAUUUUGUAUUCUAAGAGCUUAGUCUAUCAUUAUCUUGCCUUUGUUAUGCUUUUUCUUUAACAAUUUUUUUUUUUUUCAUUUCGAAAUUUUUUCCACUUGUUUACACUCAAAUUAAGGUUUCUCUAA
Thlaspi arvense is the source of this 1303-nucleotide messenger RNA. Lineage: Eukaryota; Viridiplantae; Streptophyta; Magnoliopsida; Brassicales; Brassicaceae. The record is from the annotation of a GenBank genome assembly.